Pelobates fuscus (common spadefoot toad) is the source of this 1238-nucleotide messenger RNA. Its product is annotated as fibrinogen-like protein 1. NCBI's taxonomy places the organism in Eukaryota, Metazoa, Chordata, Amphibia, Anura, Pelobatidae. The transcript has 8 exons. Gene Ontology annotation, biological process: blood coagulation. The coding region runs from base 117 to 1115 and encodes 332 amino acids. The record is from RefSeq and is a predicted model, not a curated record.
ACAAAUAUGUAUUACACUUGGUUUGGUUCCUUUUCAACUGGAUUCUCUCCGUGGAAUAUCUAAAAAAAAAAAAACUUCCUGAAUACAAGACUUUAUUAAAUAAGGUUAUCGUCAAAAUGAUGUCAAUACUUUAUCUCCUACCUGUUCUCUUGCAUCAUGGUUUAUCAGCUCCAAGACUUACGGACAAAGAAAUCUGCAUCUUGGAUAAUGGAAAAUUACAUUAUAAGAUAACAGUUCUACAGGACAGGCUUCGUUUAGGAGACCUGCUGCUUCAAGACCUCAUUAAUAAUAACUAUCACUCGGUAAAGAGCAACGUCUUUAAAAGCAACAUUGAUAGAAGAAAGACAGUCAUACAAGUCCCUCCAACCAGUGGGAAUCUGAUCGUUCAUGAUGAAGAUUGUUCUUCUGUAUUUGAAAGAGGAAAAAGGGAGAGCGGUUAUUAUCGCAUACAACCAACACCAGAGAAUGAGCCAUUUCUCGUGUACUGCGACAUGACUGAUGGCGGAGGAUGGACUGUGAUCCAGCGCCGCAGCAAUGGGAGAGUUAAUUUUAAUAAAAAAUGGGAUGACUACAAACAAGGAUUUGGUUCCUUUAAAGGUAAAAACGAUGAACAUUGGCUUGGGAACAAUCACAUUUAUAGCCUUCUGGAUAAAAGAGAAAUGUCACUGCAAAUUGAUCUCAUGGACUGGAAAGGAAACAAACGAUAUGCAAUCUACGAAGAGUUUAGAACAGGAAAUGAACAGGAUAAUUACAAGCUAUGGGUGGGCUACUAUUCAGGCACUGCUGGAGACGGCUUGUCUGGGGGGAGCAACUUUGAAAAUCAAUGGUCGGCAUCAUUAAAGGGAAUGCCAUUCAGCACUUCGGAUAAAGACAAUGAUAGAUUCAUUCACGGGAAUUGUGCGCAGGAGAACAAAUGUGGCUGGUGGUUCAACAGGUGCCAUAUAGCCAACUUAAAUGGCGUAUAUUACAAAAAUGGGAAUUACACUGGUGAAUAUGACAACGGAAUUGUUUGGUCCACUUGGCGAGGCUUGUGGUACUCAUUGAAACAUGUAUCAAUGAAGAUCAGAAGACCCACAUUUCUCGAUGUGGGCAGUGGAACUGGCAUAAAUGGUUAAUUGAAUGUAAUUGCCAAGGACAGGCACCAAUUGCACUGAUGUCCGCUGAAAUAGUGCAAAAGCAGCUAGAAACAGCUCCUGUUAAAAUAUAUUGUUAUAUUUUUCAUAUUAUUUACUUUGCAG